GGGGAGCACCGUUACCUCAGGCAACGGGAGUGCGGAGGGCGCCGGGGCGGGACUUCCCCGUCGCCUGACGCGACCCGGAAGUGGAGGCGGAGAUAAGAACUUAGAAGAAAAAAACCAAAGAGGCUAUGUUCAGCUUCUUCCGAAAAAGUCAAGAUUCAAAGAAGGUUACAGUGCCAGAAAGAGAAGCAGAUGGAUUUGUUAUUGUGGGUGACACAACUGAUGAUGAAAGUAGAGAGUCAAAGGAUAAAACUUCAUUUCCAGAGACCAGGCCAAUGUACAACCAACCUCCACAGAUAAAUACAGGGCACCGAUCGCAGUUGACUGUAUCAAGUGCAGAGGUGGGAAAUGAAAGAAGUCAAAAUUUGGAAAGCAGCCCUUUCAUGUCAGAUCUUCUGAGUGACGUACCCUUUGCCCUAGCACCACAUGUGUUAGCAGUACAGGGCACCCCUAAUGAUGUUCCUGACCGAUUGAUCACCUACGACAUCAAUGAUAAUUUAUCAAGAUUUUGGUACGACUUUACACUUGAAAAUUCAGUGCUUUGUGAUCCAUAAUGUUUUCUUUGUUUUUUCUGCUCUGUCAAGGAACAAGUCUUAAGGUAAAGAUAAAGACUUAUUUCAAUUGACUUCGUAUUUUGGGGGCCUGCCACUAGUAUAUCAGAUGCACUGCAUCAAAAGGAUUAUUAUUGACAAAAGUGUUAUAUUUCUUAGCUUUAAGCGAACUGUAACUUACUAUGUUAAAUAUUCUGUUUAUCUCCAAAGAAAUCAAACAAAACUAUUUCAGCCUGAGCAGGAGACUGGCUGCUGGUAUCUAUUUCCAGUAGGUAGGCCGCAGACACAAACAUUUCAUAACUUUAAGAUGAAGUCUACACACCUCUGUGCUGUUUUGUUAUUUCGCUCAGAUAAUAAACACAUCGAUGCUGUUACACGUGUUAAGAACACCUCUGAUUUUCUACAGAUAGAAACCAGUAUUAAUGCUAAAGCAACGCUGCUCUGCAUUACUGUACAGACAGCUUUUCAGUUAGACCAAGUUUUAAAACGCAGAGUUAAUUCUGUGUACUUAAAUAAUUAUGAAGACUUAAUAGAAUUGAUUAAACUUACCAAUUUCUACGUGUAAAUCAGUUGCUCCACUCCCUUUCCAGUAGAUGGUAUUUUUGUACAUCUCAUUUUGUGCCUGGAGAAGUCCUCCCCGCCUGCCUGUUGGCUGCUGUUUGUUCUCAUUACCACAUGUGUGCCUGAUUUAUACACAGAUCAGCUUUUCCAUUUUAACCUCUUUGCCCCCUGAAGAAGGAAAUCUCAGGACACGUACUUUUAAUGGUCACACCCUUCUUUUUUUAAUUUGUGUGCCAGAGAUACAGAUGGCAAUGUUUAACAACAGGAAAACAUUACAUUGUUUCUUAUCCAGCUAAAUUAAAUGGCUAAGUACCUAAACAUGCCUUCUCACAGGCCACUGUGUCCCCUGCUCACAAGCUCUGAGCAAGUUUUUCCCAACUAAAACCAGAGCUGCUGUUGCAUGAGCAACAGCUCUCUGAUGUAACAUCAUGAUUUGUGAUGAAUAAGGAUCUGUGUCACACAGAAGACUACACUUGUUUUCUCUCUUGGGGUAGAAUAUUUAUGUUGUGCCAAAUGUUAGUGGAUAUUUCCACAUAUUUUCUAUGCUUUGUGAUAGCUUAAAAUACAUACUUUUUCAGACUUGCAUCCUCUUGUAGUAUUGGAGAUAAAUACUGUAAAAGAUGGAGAAAUUACAUUGUGAAUACAUUGUAGACUGUUAAAUAUUCAUGGUUUAGAUUUUUUUAAAUGUAUGUAUUUAAUAUUUUUGACAUCUGUGUUCAUAAAUAUUUUGAAGUUAUUGUUUCAGGGAAAGUAUCUGUGCUGCAGUCCAAUAAAAAGAAAUGCAAAAUAAUAGUGAA
Messenger RNA from Falco peregrinus (peregrine falcon), 1906 nucleotides. RefSeq names its product UBAP1-MVB12-associated (UMA) domain containing 1 (gene UMAD1). The transcript has 4 exons. The record is from RefSeq and is a predicted model, not a curated record. Bases 126 to 551 code for a protein of 141 amino acids. NCBI's taxonomy places the organism in Eukaryota, Metazoa, Chordata, Aves, Falconiformes, Falconidae.